AUGGAGUUUGAACGACACUUUCAUGAUAUAGUCUCCAAGAUGCCAUUGGCCAGAGAUUGGAUCUUGAGUACUCAGUCUACACAAUGGGCUAAUGUAUUUUUUCAAGAUUGUAGGUGGGGAGUGAUGGACAACAACUUGGCAGAGUCUUUUAACCGAUGGAUCUUAGCUACUAGGUUCGUUCCUAUCACAUCUUUGGUGGAUCAUAUAAGAUCACAGAUUAUGGAUAUGCAUCAUCAGAAGCAUGAGCAAAGAGCAAAAUGGCACAAUUAUCUUUAUCCUAGGCAACAGAGGAGGCUUCAAAAGAACCAUCGAGAGGGCCGCACCUUAAGCCUUCAUGUAGCAAGUAGAACAAAAUAUGAGGUGUUGGAUGGAGAAGAAAGACAUGCAAUUGAUUUGUCUAAUAGAAUAUGCACUUGCAAGCAAUUGCAAUUGAAAAUGAUCCCUUGCAAGCAUGCUUGCACAUCCAUUGAGGAAAAGGAUGACACUCUCCACUCUUAUUGUGAUGAAUUCUUUAUCGUGAAGAUGCACCAACUAGCAUAUAGAGAAAUCAUCAAUCUUGUCCCCACGAUUGAGAUGCCAUCUGCUGUCUUCCCAGGGCAAGUGAUCAAUAUCGUGCCACCCAUGACUGCACCACGAACAGGCGGUCCUAGGACUAGAAGGUAUACCGAAUUAGAAAGAUCAUUAAGUGAGAUAGAGCAUGCUCGAGCAAUAUUUGAACUUACGGUCACUCAACCUAUAUUGGACAUGCCAGAGCUGUUGUGUAAGGCUUGCAUUGACUACGAGUACGAGAUAUCUGGGGGUGAAUACGAGAGAACAAGGCAAGUCUAUGAGAGGUUACUUGAUCGAAUAAAGCACUUGAAGGUAUAG
This is a messenger RNA of Elaeis guineensis (African oil palm), 867 nucleotides long. The record is from RefSeq and is a predicted model, not a curated record. Lineage: Eukaryota; Viridiplantae; Streptophyta; Magnoliopsida; Arecales; Arecaceae.